UGUUGCAGGUUAUGAGGAGGGUAUACUGCGGCGUGUAGAAUCCGACAUGUCGCUGUGUAACCGUCUGCGCGAUGUAGCGCACACUUAUGCGCAUAUUGCCGAGAAGGAGCUGCAAUUCACGCUGUGUCGAGCGAUAGAAUGGUGUGACGCCCAAGAGGGUGACACGAAGAUGCGUGCACCCCCGCCGGAAAGAACGGAUACAUCCAUCAUUGCUACCUGAAGCAUAUAACCAUAUCUACCAUUGGUGCUGACCGCAAGGGGAUAUAUCUAUCAUUGUCGUUUACAGCAUGCAUAUACAUCUAGUAUGUCCCAUAUUUGCUGCUUAGAGCAUAAGGAUAUA
Messenger RNA from Sphaeroforma arctica JP610, 340 nucleotides. RefSeq lists its product as hypothetical. The transcript is spliced from 2 exons. Lineage: Eukaryota; Ichthyosporea; Ichthyophonida. The coding region runs from base 47 to 220 and encodes 57 amino acids. The record is from RefSeq and is a predicted model, not a curated record.